CAGCGCCAAACGCAAACAAACAAAUUCUCUCUCUCUCCUCGCACUGCGACAAUGUCCGGUGAUUGAUUAGUAGCAGCAGCAGUAGUCCUCUUUCUUUCUCUCUCUCUCUCUCUCUCUCUCUCUCUCUCCUGAAACCCGGAAGCCGCGUCGAUCUCCUUUCGCUUCCCUCCAGGAGCUAUAUAGACAUGCAGGAUGAACCGGUUAACAUCAGCGAGUUCCAACAACUGGCCAAGCAAGCUCUUCCGAAGAUGUACUACGAUUAUUUUAACGGCGGAGCAGAGGAUGAACAUACCUUGAGGGAGAAUACUGCAGCAUUCGGAAGGAUUCUGUUGCGCCCGAGAAUCCUCGUAGACGUUAGCGAAAUCGACAUGUCGACGACCUUACUGGGCUAUAACAUGUCCUCACCCAUCCUGGUUGCGCCGACCGGGAUGCAGAAGUUGGCGCACCCCGAAGGCGAGAAGGCGACGGCGAGAGCUGCUGCGGCAUGUGAUGCUAUUAUGGUGCUUUCCUUUUCAUCCAAUUACACCGUAGAGGAGGUUGCUUCUAGUUGCAGUGCCGUUCGCUUCUUUCAGUUGUAUGUAUUCAAAAGACGAGAUGUUUCGGCUACGUUGGUGCGGAGAGCCGAGAAGAAUGGCUUCAAGGCUAUUGUAUUGACAGUUGACACCCCCAGGCUGGGCCGGCGGGAGGCGGAUAUCAGAAACAAGAUGGUUCCACCGAAGAUGUCAAACCUUGAAGGUUUAUUGUCGGUGGAUGUUGAUGCUAAAGGUGGUUCUGAUCUUGAAGCAUUUGCAUCUCAAACAUUGGACCCUUCUUUGAGUUGGAAGGACAUAGAAUGGCUAAGAUCUAUAACCAACUUGCCUAUUUUGUUAAAGGGUAUUAUCACUGCUGAAGAUGCCAAAAAGGCAGUGGAAAUAGGAGUAUCCGGUAUAGUGGUAUCCAACCACGGUGCUCGCCAGCUUGAUUAUACGCCAGCUACAAUAUCUGUUCUUGAAGAGGUUGUAAAAGCUGUAUCAGGAGCUGUUCCUGUUUUACUUGACGGGGGAAUCCGGCGUGGAACCGACGUAUUCAAGGCACUAGCACUUGGUGCCAAUGCUGUUAUGGUUGGCAGGCCCAUUGUCUAUGGAUUGGCGGCGAAGGGAGAAUACGGUGUUAAGCGGGUGAUCAAAAUGCUUCAGAAUGAGCUAGAACUAACCAUGGCGCUCUGCGGUUGCCCUAGGAUAAAGGACAUCUCCAGGAAUCAUGUGCACACUGAAGGGGACAGGAUUAAGUCGCUUAUGUGAUCAACUGUGCUUUCUAUAAAUAAAGGCUCAUCGCCUCCAAAUAAUAGUAAUGAUAAUAAUCAUAAUAACAAUAAACGUAUGAUAGACACGAGCUAUUUUACUUGAGAGUAUUUAUGUUCAGUUGUCUAGUUGAUUAUCACAGUUGUUGUGUGUGUUAAAGGAGAUAAAUGUAUUGAAGAUAUAUGUAAUAAUACCUUCAAAUUAAUACCAUUAGUAUUUUUCAAUGUGUUA
This is a messenger RNA of Ananas comosus (pineapple), 1511 nucleotides long. Its product is annotated as peroxisomal (S)-2-hydroxy-acid oxidase GLO4-like. The transcript has 12 exons. The coding region runs from base 186 to 1280 and encodes 364 amino acids. Gene Ontology annotation, molecular function: FMN binding; oxidoreductase activity. The record is from RefSeq and is a predicted model, not a curated record. NCBI's taxonomy places the organism in Eukaryota, Viridiplantae, Streptophyta, Magnoliopsida, Poales, Bromeliaceae.